AUGACCUCCAAAUUCGAAAAGCUAUUGAUAAAACUGGGCAAACCCACCUGGGCCCAACACCUCCGUCAUGUCCAGCACGCGCACGGCCCCCAGAAAAACCAAAUCGACCCAGACUGGGCCAAAGACAUAAUCAAGAUGGAUUCUCACCUACGCGAAAUCGGGCAGCGUGAGAUCUACCUCCGCGAGGAGAUCAAAGCCCUGACCUCCGACGACCGGGCACCGCUAAGCACCGAGCAACGCGCGCAGCUGGCCAAAUGGCAAAUGGAGCUCGAGGACCUGGCAAGGAAGUACUGGCAUCUGGAGCGGGAGUUUUACCGGCGGGAGGCAUCUGUUCCGCCUGGGCCGUUGCAGAGAGCUCAGAUGCUGUCGAGUACAUUCUAUAAUAUCUAUCUGUAG
This is a messenger RNA of Aspergillus bombycis, 396 nucleotides long. RefSeq lists its product as uncharacterized. The record is from RefSeq and is a predicted model, not a curated record. The coding region runs from base 1 to 396 and encodes 131 amino acids. Lineage: Eukaryota; Fungi; Ascomycota; Eurotiomycetes; Eurotiales; Aspergillaceae. The transcript is spliced from 2 exons.